UGAAGGAGUGACGGGCUUGUAAUUUGAGAGUCUGAGCGGGGUAUUAUCAUCUAAACCUAGCGCAGAGUCUGAACCCUCCAGAUGUUGAAACAGACACAAGGAAGGACGCGGUGAGGGUCUAGUGGCUCACUCCUGUUGAUUCAGCCAAAAACACAGGACGGAAAGCGGACAGGAAAACUGCAGUCUCAAACCGCGGACGAUUCUGUGUGUUCGUGACGCUCUGGACAUGCGUGGGGCUGGAGCAGGACAGCUUGUCUAAAGUUUGAACAGCAGAGCUGAAGGUACAGUUGACUGUGAUUAGGCAGAGGUGGGGUCCUGAGUAUGAUGGCUUCCCCUCUGUUCCUACUGAUAGCCUGUCUGGUCUCGUCUCGUGUCGGAGGGACUUUCUUUCCGGGACCCCUUUACCCGGAGAUGUCCAACGGCACCUUUCAUCAUUAUUUCGUGCCGGACGGCAACUACGAAGAAAACGACGAUCCCGAGCAAUGUCAGAUGCUGUUCAAAAUGAUGGACAAUCGCAAGUGCACCUUGGACGAGGACCAGGACUCGGUGAUCCGGGACGAUUUUAUCAUCAUCAAGCGGCACAUCGAGGACGCGGCGCGGGUGCUGGAGGGCGUCGGGAAGAGCAUCUCCUUCGACCUGGACGGAGAGGACAGCUACGGGAAAUACCUGAGACGGGAGACGACCCAGAUCGGCGAGGCGUUUUCUAACUCCGAGAAGUCUCUUCUGGAGCUGGAGGUGAAAUUCAAACAGAGCCAGGAAAACGAGCUGAAAGAGGAGCACAAGAUCAGCGACGACUUCCUCAACAUGAUCGUGCACACGCGCGACGCGCUGAAAGAGACGCUGGACAUCUCGCUGGGACUGAAGGACAAGCACGAGCUGCUGUCGCUCAUCAUCCGGAGUCACGGGACCCGGCUGAGCCGCCUGAAGAACGAGUACAUGAAGCUGUAGAGGACUGUUUGUCUGCCUUCAGUAGGCUGCUGCAUUCAAAUCUCAGUCCGUCUGUAUGGGAAAGCAUUUUAACAUUAAUUCCUUCAAAAUAAGUUGUGAUUUACUUGUACUUGUUUUUAGUAGCUAAUUCCACACAUGAUUAUAUUUUUCCGUUUAUAUAAACAUUAAACAAUUCAGCUAAAGUUACUAAUAACUAUCCCAACUGUCCUGAUUUAAUUUGACAAAAAUUUGGAACACAUAGGCUUACUAGUCAGAAGUGAUUUGUUAAUGUCUGAAACAUUGAUCCCUAUAGAAUUCACUGAAAAAAGAAAAUAGGGAAAUAUUUGCGAUUGUUUCUUGUCACUUUCACCAAAGUGAGUAGCAGAAAAUACUUAAAAUAUAUUAAUCACUAUUUAAAAUAGGUAGGCCUACUAAAAUAAGUACUAGUGAAUGUACUACUUAUUUUGAGGGACUACAUGUUAUUUCUCCGUAGCUACUUGGCAAAAGUGAUGUAGCUAUUCUGUGCAAUAAAUGAAAGCCAGUAUUCACUUAAUAGCAGCAAACAAAUGAUGGACAGCCAUUAAAUACUAUGAACUUGGAAAUAUUACUGCCACUGAGUUCCAGUCAUUAAUGACACUUGCAGCUUAUGGUAAUAUGACUGGAAUCUCAGUUUAACCAUGUAGAGUCUUUACCUCACAGAGGAGACAUACAAAACACUGAGUUAGAGUCGGGGUUGAGUUUUUCACCAUUUUCUCGGAUAUUGAUAUAGGGUAUAUUCGAAGAAACAUUUGCUAAUUUGCAUUGGCAUUACUUGAAUGUUUCAGAGAAAAUUAAUGUUGGUUAAAUAUAGUUUUCAUUGUACAAAUGUUAGCUGUCAUAUUCAUACUUAGGUUAUAUAAGAGCAUGUACUUGGAAUAGUGUUUAAGCAUUCAGCCUGACAAUCCUCUAAAAGAUAAUGGUAUUAACAAACUAAAAACAUAAAUGUUAUUAUUAUUGAUUUCUAUGAUACACUCAGAGGAAUAAAAACACAUUUGCUCUUAUUUGUACAUGUAAUUACAUUUUGUGUGCCCUGAGAAAUCUCUAUAUAUUUUUUGAGCGUUUAAAAUAUUAAACUGUGAGUGUUUAUAUUUUUUUGAAAAAAGUGUAUUUUUAUUCAUUUUUUGAGACUGUACAUGUUGCAUUAAGUUUUACUGUAAUCCUCUGGGAAGUAAUGGGAAAAGGACCAUCGGGAUGACAUAUUCCAGACAAACCAAGAUGACUGCAGGCAGGAUUAUUGGACUUGAAGCAUUCUAUGUGUAGCUCCAUUUCUGAGAUAUACAUUGUGUAUAUUCCUUUUUUGUAAUA
Molecule: messenger RNA, 2271 nt
Organism: Carassius auratus (goldfish)
Lineage: Eukaryota; Metazoa; Chordata; Actinopteri; Cypriniformes; Cyprinidae
Product: fin bud initiation factor
Exons: 1
Coding region: 322-948 (208 amino acids)
Source: RefSeq, a predicted model, not a curated record